UCCUUAACAGCAAAAAAAGAGGAGUGAAAUUCAAAGAAAACAUGAUUAUCUUGACAGAAACGUUGAACAGAAAGAAGAUUUUUUUUUUAUUUCUGGAACAUGAAGAAUAUUUGGGAGAGAGAAGGUUUUAGAGGGUGAGUGAAAACUAGUGGAACCGACAUGAAGGAUAGGUAAGCCCUUACCAUUGCCAACGUGGAGGAAAUCAUCACCGUAGUAAGGUUCAUGGUGAUCGAAGGUCGAAGUGUCUUGUGUGACAUGGCUGUUUGACCCAGUAUCAGGAACCCAAGUGUGCAUUUGUUGAGAUCUGAAGUCUGCGAAAUUGGCAGAUGGUUGCUGAGGUGGUCGUUUCAUGGUAGCGGGAUCACGGUUACGGCAUUGGGAGGGUACAUGACCAAUGCCACACCUAUUGCAGGUUCCGUAAAUAGUGUUCUAAUUGGUUGCCCAGUUGAACUGUUGGUUUCUGUUUCCCCCUGUUUGCUGAUUGGACGAGCCUCGUCCACGACUGCGGCCACGUCCGCGAGAAUUCUGGGAACGAGAUGAGUAGAAUGCCUGAGCAGGUUGGUUAACCGGUUGUAGUUGUAAACCAAGUUGAGAUGCCAGCUGUUGUAGAGCUUGAAUUGUAUCAGCUUGAGGAGCAGAUGUAGUAGAGGGUAGUCGAUUGGUGGUAGCAGUAAAAGCUUGAAUAGGAGAGAUGGCAGGUGCAGAUUUCCGAAUCAUAUAGUCAUGAUCUGAUAAGAGGCCCUGUAGCUCGACAAAGGUGAUGGGAUGUUCUUAGGCGAGAAGGUUAGACUUAAGGCCAUUGUAUUCAUCGUAGAGACCGGAAACAACAAACAUAACGAGGUCCUUUUCUUUGACCGGUUCUCCAAUGUUUGCGAGGGCUUCGGCGUAUUCUUUGGCUCUGGAAAGAAAGGUAGAGAUAGAUUCUUCGGGUUGCAUCUCUAUCUUGAGUAGUUGUGACUUGAGGGUGUAUUCCCUAGAGAUCGAUUGAGGAGCAUAUGCACGUGCGAGGGAGAGCCAUAUAUCUCUGGAGGUAUCGCCUUGAACAUGUGGGAAGGAGGCUUCGGAGAUUGUAGAGAUGAUCAACAUGCGAACGUGUGCAUCAUUCAAGAUCCAGAUAGCAUAAUCUGGAUUCUGUUGAGUUUUGGGUUGUGCUUCGGUGGAUACACCUGGUAGUGUUUGAGAUGGACAUGGAAGAGAGCCAUCAACGUAUUGGAAAAAAUUGUUUGUGAUAAGAAACGGCUGGAUCAUUGUUUUCCAGAAACCGUAAUUUGUUGGAGAUAGGGUGAAAGCAAAUUUGUGUGAGUUGUGCGAGUGUUUUUCUGCUGUUGUGAAGGCUUGAAUUGCCAUGGUGAGCUAACGAAAAAGCCAGGAGAAAAAAAAAUGUUGUUGCAGAGGGUAGGGCCGGCUAGCUCUAAUACCAAGUUAACUUGGGUAAAUUGUGUAUUGUGUAUUAUACGGGUAAAGAUACAAAGGAAUAUAAAUAGAAUUCAUAUUUACAGUUAGCCUCCUCUAACUAUUCAAGUAAUCUAAUAUAGACUAAACUACUUUGUCUAAUACUAAGUGUCCUCCCAUCCCUCAAGAUUCUUGAUCUUGCAUCUUCUAAGUCAUUGGGAGGUUCCUUUCCCAUCCAAGGCAUGUUUAUCUUAAAAGAUUCAUCAAUAUAGAAAUCAAAUACAUUAAUUUCUAUAUUUUCUAAUCGUUUUAUUAAACCGAUUAGUACGUUUCUCUAUCUAAUUCAGAAUUCCUUCAUUUGUCUGAUUUGGAAGUCCUUCUCUUGAGAGGUAAUGGUUUCAAUGGAACUAUACCAAUCAAAGGUAACAUUCUUUCAUUGUUACACAUAAUUAACAACAUUAUUAUUGGUGUAAGAACUCAACCAAAGAUUAAAGAUUACAUAUAUGUAACCCACUCUUGUUGUCAUCCAGCUUUUGCAUCUUUCCACCAUCUGGAGGUCUUAGAUUUGAGUCACAACAGUUUUGUUGGAAGCAUCCCAUCAACAAUACAAACAUUAGCUUCCCUAAGAGCUGUCUCAUUCGGUUACAAUAAUCUUAAUGGCUCAUUACCUUAUCAUGGGUUUUGUGAGUUUUAAAAACCUCCGUGAGUUGGAUCUUAGUAACAACAUGCUCCAUGGAACUCUGCCUCAGUGUUUGAAAAAUCUAACAUCUCUUAACUUGUUGGAUAUUUCUUCAAAUCGAUUCACUGGAAAACUUGUGUCAUCACUCAUUGCUAAUCUUACAUCGCUUGAGUACAUUGAUUUUAGUCAUAACAUAUUUGAAGGUUCUUUCUCCUUCAGCUUGUUCUCCAAUCAUUCAAAGCUUGAGGUAAUUCGAUUUUCAAGCGACAAUGACAGAUUUGAGGUGUAAACCGAAGAGCCUAUAGGUUGGAUUCCACGUGUUAUCCCUGGGUUUCUAAUUCACCAACACAAGUUACACACAGUAGACUUGUCUCACAACUCCUUCGAGGGACACAUCCCAAAUUGGUUGAUCAAAAAUAAUAUGAAUCUACAAGUUCUUAAGCUAAGGAGCAAUUUGUUUGAGGGUAUAUCGCUGUAUAGGAAUGCGAAGAUGAAUUGGUUGGAUAUAUCUGGAAAUCAUAUGAUAGGUACUAUUCUCGACAACAUACCAAAGUUCUUUCCCAACAUUAAGUAUUUAAAUUUGUCCAUGAAUGCUUUAAGUGGUGUUAUUCCAUCCUCAAAUGGUGAAUUGAGUGAAUUAGAGAUGCUGGAUUUAUCUUGUAAUGGGUUAUCAGGAGAAGUACCAAAGGGAUUGUUUACAGGUACUAUGGAUACAUUAAUACUAUCAAAGAACAAAUUGCAUGGCCAGAUACUCUCAGGAAACUUAAGCUGGGGUUACCUCCAAUGGGUUUACUUAGACAACAAUCAUUUCACAGGGAAAAUUGGAAAUUACAACAAAGAAAGACCUGUAUAUCUGAUUGUUCUAGAUAUUAGCAAUAACUUUUUUACAGGUGUCAUCUCUGAAUGGAUAAGCAACAUGGAUGAGUUGUCUGAUAUCUCACAUAACGAAGACCACAAAACGAAGUUCAGUAUACAACAAAAAUGCUCUUUCUUAGCUACAAGGGUGGGAUCCUUGAUUACAUGGCGGGAUUUGAAUUUUCAUGUAACAAACUAACAGGUGAAAUUCCAGAAGAACUGGGGUUGUUAACCCAACUUCGUGCUUUAAACCUGUCUCACAAUCACCUCACUGGACCCAUUCCAGUGAACUUAUCAAAUCUUGCGAAGAUAGAGAGCUUGGACCUUUCUUCAAAUGGUUUGACCGGAAAAGUUCCAAUCGAAUUGAUUAAGCUGACUUCUCUAUCUAUUUUCAAUCUUUCUCACAACAAUCUCUCAGGUAGACUCCCUGAGAUGAAAGCACAGUUUGGCACCUUUAUGGAGGAAAGCUAUGAAGGGAAUCCUCUUCUUUGUGGACCACCACUUGAGAAUAAAUGCAGGGGCAAUGCACAGGUGGUGACUAAUCCAUGGGAUGAAGAAGACAAUGAGAAAUGGUAUGGUAUCGAUAUGACAUGCUUUUAUGCAAGUUCUUGUUCCACAUGUUUCGUGUUAUUAUUGGGAUUUGUUGCAAUUCUUUACACCAAUCCUCAGUGGCGUAGAAGGUGGCUAGAUAGGGUUUAAGAUUGUAUGUUUAUAUGUUCUUACUUUGUUUAUGAUUCUGUAAGCGUACAAGGUUAAAAUUGUCUGCUACACAGUUGAUACAUUAAAAUAAUAUAAAAUUUUGGAUAAAGUAUUGAUAACA
Messenger RNA from Lactuca sativa (garden lettuce), 3746 nucleotides. Its product is annotated as receptor-like protein 1. Gene Ontology annotation, molecular function: protein binding. Lineage: Eukaryota; Viridiplantae; Streptophyta; Magnoliopsida; Asterales; Asteraceae. The record is from RefSeq and is a predicted model, not a curated record.